Messenger RNA from Asparagus officinalis (garden asparagus), 555 nucleotides. RefSeq lists its product as uncharacterized. Lineage: Eukaryota; Viridiplantae; Streptophyta; Magnoliopsida; Asparagales; Asparagaceae. The transcript has a single exon. The coding region runs from base 1 to 555 and encodes 184 amino acids. The record is from RefSeq and is a predicted model, not a curated record.
AUGUCCCUCCCUUUCAAGCUUAAACUCAUUAAAAAGAGAAUCAAAUGGUGGAAAAGGUACUGUUUUGGAUCCCUGUCCAAGCUUCUUUCAAACCUUAUGGCCCAAAUCCAUUCCCUCAAUAUCAGUAAAGAGGCCAGAAAUCUAUCCUCCCUUGAAUCUCAACUUAGAUCUGAUUUAAAGGACCAGGUCCUCUCUCUUGCUAAUGCUGAAGAGAUCAAAUGGAAGCAAAGGUCCCGAGUCCAGUGGCUGAAAGAAGGAGACAAUAAUUCAGCUUUCUUCCACAAAGUAGCAUCUUUCCACCACAGAAAAAAUUUCAUCCCUCAUCUCAUUAUCAAUGACUCCUUCAUCUCCUUAGACAGUGAUAUCACACAAUCUUUCCUAUCAUUCUUCUCCAACCUUUUCAGCAAACCUCAAGCCUCCAGUCUGAGACCCAACUGGAACAUCUUAUACCCUCAUGAGCAAAUAGAUCUAUCUUUCCUUGAUCAGCCUUUCUCCCCUCAGGAAAUUACUGAGGCUGUGUUCGGACUUCACCCAGAGAAAUCCCCAUGUCCCUGA